Molecule: messenger RNA, 4390 nt
Organism: Mugil cephalus (flathead mullet)
Lineage: Eukaryota; Metazoa; Chordata; Actinopteri; Mugiliformes; Mugilidae
Gene: chsy1
Product: chondroitin sulfate synthase 1
Exons: 3
Coding region: 463-2862 (799 amino acids)
Cellular component (GO): Golgi cisterna membrane
Molecular function (GO): glucuronosyl-N-acetylgalactosaminyl-proteoglycan 4-beta-N-acetylgalactosaminyltransferase activity
Source: RefSeq, a predicted model, not a curated record
GGAAAUGCCGUUGGGUCAAACUUAGUGUUAAACCCUUCGCAAUCGACGAUCUUCGGCAGUCAGUCAGACAUUCUUCCAAUGGUGAGAUAAUGGCGAGAAUGGGGCCGCUAUUCAAGGCGAAGAAAAAACCUGCGGCAUCUGUAGAUCGGCGUUGAGUGAGCCCCAGGCCGAUAGCGGGGGGACGGCUUGGUGGUCAGAGGGAGCGGCGACAGAGGACGGUUCAGGUGGCCGCUUCAAGGAGACUGCUGCGAUGCUACGUAGGCAUCUGGAAGAAAAGGGCUUUUCUACCAUGAGAGAGUGUGUGUGAGCCCGGUUCUCUGGAGACAGGAGCUCGAGCGACCAGAUUUUUUUGUUGUUGUUUUUAUUUUUACUUUUUUUAGUUCAUUGGUUUGCUUUUACAGACAGACGCAGAUUUUUUUGGACUCAGCGAGGAUACACAGCGAGCUGGCGAAGUUUUGGGGAAUGGCAGGUCGAAGUCGAAGAGCAUGGUUUAGUGUUCUGCUGGGACUGGUUGUCGGGUUCACGCUGGCUUCCAGACUCAUUUUACCCAAGGCGACCGAGUUGAAGAGAGCUGGACAAAAACGAAAAGCAAACCCCGCCGGCUGUGGGUUGAACACGGGUCUCAGAGAGGAAUACGGCAGAGUAUUAUGGCCACCGCAAGUUAACGGUUCACCGGCGACCGAGAAGCCUGGCUCCAGGUCCAGUAAUUUCCUCUUCGUUGGUGUCAUGACUGCCCAGAAGUACCUGACCAGCCGAGCCGUGGCGGCACAUAGGACAUGGGCACAGACAAUUCCAGGUCGCGUGGAGUUUUUCUCCAGCGAGGGCUCUGACACCUCCAUACCCAUUCCCAUAGUGGCUCUGAAGAAUGUGGAUGACUCGUACCCACCCCAGAAGAAGUCCUUCAUGAUGCUUAAGUAUAUGCAUGACCAUUACCUCGACAAGUAUGAGUGGUUCAUGAGGGCAGAUGAUGACGUCUACAUCAAGAGCGAGAAGCUGGAGAGCUUCCUGCGCAGCCUUAACAGUAGUGAAGCCAUCUUCCUGGGCCAAACAGGAAUGGGGGCACGGGACGAGCUUGGGAAACUAGCCCUGGAACCUGGUGAAAACUUCUGCAUGGGAGGGCCAGGGGUCAUCAUGAGCCGUGAGGUCCUCAAGAGGAUGGUGCCCCACAUCCGAGAGUGUUUGCAGGAGAUGUACACCACCCAUGAAGAUGUGGAGGUGGGCCGGUGUGUCAGGAGAUUUGCCAAGGUCCAGUGUGUCUGGUCCUAUGAGAUGCAGCAGCUCUUCUAUGAGAACUAUGAACCAAAUAAGAAGGGCUACAUACGAGAUCUUCACAACAGCAAGAUCCAUCGGGCCAUCACCCUUCACCCCAACAAGAACCCCCCUUACCAGUAUCGCUUACACAGUUACAUGCUCAGCCGCAAGAUUGCAGACCUGCGCCACAGAACCAUUCAGCUCCAUCGGGAGAUUGUCCAGAUGGGGCGCUAUGGGGCUGCUGAGCCCAGUCGGGAGGACCUCCAGCUUGGUGUGCCGCCCUCAUUUAUGCGCUUCCACCCUCAUCAGCGAGAAGAAGUUCUGGAGUGGGAGUUCCUGACUGGGAAGUACCUGUUCUCAUCAUCUGACAGUCAGCCACCUCGACGCGGGAUGGAUUCCUCUCAGAGGCAGGCCCUUGAUGACAUCAUCAUGCAAGUGAUGGAGAUGAUCAAUGCUAAUGCCAAGACCCGGGGACGGGUCAUUGAUUUCAAAGAAAUCCAGUAUGGAUACAGAAGAGUCAAUCCCUUAUAUGGGGCUGAAUAUGUGCUGGAUCUUCUGCUGCUGUAUAAGAAGCACAAAGGCAAGACGAUGACAGUUCCAGUGAGGAGGCACGCCUACCUUCAGCAGACUUUCAGCCAGAUCCAGUUCAGAGAGGAGGAGGAGAUGGAUGCCAGAGCUCUGGCCAGCCACAUCAACAAGGAUUCAGAUUCCCUCUCAUUUCUGUCCAACUCCUUGAAAAUGCUGGUGCCCUUCAAGCUGGCCACCUCAGGCCAGGACCAGAGGGAACCAAAAGAGAAGAAAGUCAACAUCUUGGUGCCUCUGUCAGGGCGAUAUGACAUAUUUGUACGCUUCAUGGCUAACUUUGAACGAGUUUGUCUGAUCCCAAAUCAGAACGUCAAACUACUGAUUCUGCUCUUCAGCACAGACAACAACACAGAGCGUGUCAAGCAGGUGGAGCUGAUGAGGGAGUAUCACAUGAAGUAUCCCCGGGCCGAGAUGGAGAUCAAGCCAGUGGCUGGUUCCUUCUCCAGGGCUCUAGCUUUGGAAGUGGGUUCCUUGCACUUCUCUAAUGAUUCGCUGCUCUUCUACUGUGAUGUGGAUCUGCUCUUCUCCAGUGACUUCCUCAAACGAUGUCGGACCAAUGCUGCCCUGGGUGAGCAGACCUAUUUCCCCAUCAUUUUCAGCCAGUAUGACCCCAAGGUGGUGUAUGCUGGGAAGGUCCCUAGCAACAACCACUACGUCUUCACCUCCAAGACGGGCCUGUGGAGAAACUACGGCUUUGGGAUCGUGUGUGUCUACAAGGGAGACUUGGUUCGAGUUGGAGGCUUUGAUACCUCCAUACAGGGGUGGGGAUUAGAGGAUGUGGACCUUUAUAAUAAAUUUGUCCAGUCAGGGAUUAAGUUGUUCAGAACCACAGACACGGGGAUAGUGCACGUCCACCACCCGGUCAUUUGUGACCCCAACCUGGAGGCGAAGCAGUAUAAGAUGUGCCUGGGCUCCAAAGCCUCAUCACAUGGCUCUACCCAGCAGCUGGCUGAGCUCUGGCUGGAGAAGAAUGACCAUGGCUUCAGGAGACUGGCCAGCAAUAACGGCUCAGUUAGGACAGCGUAAGAAAAGCUGAGCUGCAGACUGUCAGAAACUGAACCUGAAUAUGUUCUGUGCUCACUUCCUCCUCCUUAGUGGUGUUUUCACUACUUAAUUUAUUUUUACUGAAAUGAAAGACUUGUGGAUAUAUUUUGAAAAUAUGUCUUUUUUUUAAGAAAAUAUAUAGAAAUGCCAUCAUGAACAAAAAAAGCCAGUUUGGAAGUAUGUACAUGGAUUGAAGGUAGAAGGACUGUUGACCAAUAUUCUUGUAUGAGCCUGAUCACACCAGGGGCCUGAGGCUCCUUCAGCCCGGAAGGCAGGGGUUAUUUACAUGUACCUCAGUGAAGUACAUAGUCACUGUCAGUAAUUGUUCUAUUUGUCUUAUGUGCAGUAAAUAGACUGAUUUCCAUGUAUUCUCUGACCAACAGUGCUCGAACAAAAUCCAACUUCUGAUUGUGAAUGUUUACAAAAGACUGAUUCUAAACAAUAAUCCAUGAAUGACAAGUCAAAUCACAGCUGUCUCCAUGAUAACGAAGGGCCAUUUAAUUUGAUCUCUUCCAUUUUCAGUUGUUUCCUUUUUCCAUUUACUUUUAUAGUUUUGUUAAUAUGACUUAACACUGUUACUGUUUUUCUUUUCUUUUCUUUUUUAAAAUAUUUUUUCUGUAUUAUUAAUUUCUGUGAACACAACUGCUGGAUUUGAUAUCUGCAAUUCAUUAUUUGCUGUCUAAUUUAUUGAAUUUGCAGGCUCUGUUUUCUACACUCUCACUGUUGAAAUAUGUAUAUUGUUAAGAUUGUAUAACCAUGCCAGUUGUGGGAUAGUUUUUAUUUUCUCCCCCUGUUCCUUUUCUUAAACUCAUUAUCACCAAAGAGUUUUGCACAGUCUGCUUUAGGUGUCAUGUUGCCUGUGUGUACGUGUGUGUGUGUACGUGUGUAUGUGUGUGUGGGUGGUGUUUGCAGGCACAAACAUGAAACUGACUGUAUAAUGGAGGGUAAACACAAAAGCUCUAUCUAUCCCAGGCCUUUUGAUGAGUGAAGUGGGAGCAGGUCGGCCUUUAUGCCAGAGGAUUGAAAUGGGAGCAGCACUCUGGUUGGCCAGCUCGAGUCACACGUCGCUGUCUCUUUUUAUAAAUCACUUUCUUUUAUGACGAAAUAAAGUGUUGUGAUUCAUUCCUGUCUACAGAGGUGUGGCUUCGAUGCUGAUUCCACGGAGCUGUGAUGUGAAAGCCCACGUUGUCUGGUCCUGUGUUGCAGGUUUGAUGAUAGAGUAUUUCCUCAUGGCAGGUGUGAAUCACUCCUGCUCCUGCCUGUGCUGCCUAUAGACAGGUACUGUAUGUUGUAGCACUCCAUUCGGUAAAUGCUCCUGUUUCAGCAUUACAACAUGAAUGGCCCAUUGGUAUUUUUAACACUGAUAACAGGAUCAAUUACUGUGCUGUCAUCAUAGUGUUGUUGUUGUUUUUUUCUUGGACUUUUUUUGUAUUUUUGGUCUUUCAGCUCUGUCCAAGUGGACAAGGUUUUCUAUUUAAAAAGAAAUAAAAAUGGGGGGAAAGAAUCUGGA